GAUGACAUUCUGAUGAUGCGCAGGAAAAUUUCUCAGAAUCCUCAUUUAAUUUUGAAUGAUAAGCAAUUAGAGUACUAUGCACUUGCAGAAAUCCACGCAUUGCUGAAAUCAAUUGGGAAAUCCAUCAAAGAUUUUAAGCAACUGCCACAGCCUCCUGCAAUGUAUCUUGACUUUGCUGAUAAUAAUCUGAUCAUCGAGGAAACCAGCUAUGACACCCAAGAAAUGGCGGAGCUACAUAAAUCUCUAAUUUCAAGCUGUACUGAUGAACAACUGGACAUCUACAACACCAUCAUGAAGUCCGUUGAAAACGACGAAGGCCGUCUUUUUUUUGUUCACGGCAGUGGAGGUUGUGGCAAGACUUUUCUCUGGAAGACACUAAUUUCUAAAGUCCGUUCUGAGAGUAAGAUAGUUCUGCCAGUUGCAAGUUCAGGCAUUGCAGCCACUCUCAUGCCUGGAGGUAGAACGGCUCACUCAAGGUUUAAAAUUCCUAUUGUGUUGGAUGAGUAUUCAAUGUGUAACAUAUCACAGCAGUCUGAUAUAGCCAAGCUUAUCCAACAAACAAGCCUCAUAAUAUGGGAUGAAGCACCAAUGCAACAUCGUUAUGCCUUCGAGUGUCUUGAUCGUUCUUACGUGAUUUAAUGAAAUCAGUGGAUGCCAAACGUUUUCAAAUGCCUUUUGGAGGAAUUACUGUUGUUUUGGGUGGGGAUUUUAGACAGAUACUACCAGUGAUUCCCAAAGCUUCGCAGGCUGAGGUGUUGGCAGCAUGUAUAAUACGAUCAAAGUUGUGGACUAAUGUCCACUUACACAGUCUCACCAAAAAUAUGCGCAUACAUAAAGGUACAAGUCCAGAUGAGGC
Messenger RNA from Daucus carota subsp. sativus, 856 nucleotides. RefSeq lists its product as uncharacterized. The transcript is spliced from 2 exons. NCBI's taxonomy places the organism in Eukaryota, Viridiplantae, Streptophyta, Magnoliopsida, Apiales, Apiaceae. The record is from RefSeq and is a predicted model, not a curated record. Gene Ontology annotation, biological process: DNA repair; telomere maintenance. The coding region runs from base 13 to 639 and encodes 208 amino acids. Gene Ontology annotation, molecular function: DNA helicase activity.